This is a messenger RNA of Rotaria socialis, 288 nucleotides long. The record is from the annotation of a GenBank genome assembly. NCBI's taxonomy places the organism in Eukaryota, Metazoa, Rotifera, Eurotatoria, Philodinida, Philodinidae.
AUGGUUUCAAUGAUGAAUUUGGUUCAAUUUAUGAUUUCAAUCACAAUCCUUUUUUGUUGUCAAUAUCAAGCAGCAAUCAUCAGUGACGACAACCAUGAAAUGAGUGAUUCGGAUUUUAAUGAUAAUCGUCAUGUAGUAUAUCCCAGUGAACAAGAUCGUAUUUAUCAUCAACUAUUUCAACGAGCAUCACUACGUUAUCAUCCACAUGUUCUUUAUAAAAAAGCUAGCCUCAAACCAAUUAUUGGUUAUAAUGGAAAACUUAUAUUAAAUGAUCGUGAUGAUGAAUGA